AUUCUUUUUGCAUCGAUAUGACGACAGCUGCUCGUCCAACGUUUGAACCGGCUCGUGGCGGGCAGGCAAAAGGCGAAGGUGGCCUAUCCGAUUUGUCCGCUCUGUCGAAACACUAUUCGAGUAGAGAUUUGCCCGGACAGCUCAAGUUGAAGACGAGAGAACGCGGGCAGGGCACGGUCGAAGAACUGAGGUCACGUGACUUCCGACGUCAUCUUGAGGAGAGAGAAAGAGCAGCAGCUCGCGAGCGAACGAAGGACAGUGGAAAAGUAGCAGUAGAGUCUAGUGCCUCCAAGAGACCAAGAAUCGAACCAUCACAGACGACUGGAAAUGAGGACGCUGAUGAUUUAGACGAUGAUGAAGAUGAAGACGAAUCCGGAGAUAGUGACGACGACACAGCAGAACUGCUACGAGAACUACAGAAAAUAAAGAACGAAAGAGCCGAAGAGGAGGCUAGAAAAGAAAGAGAGAAGAAAGAAGAAGACGAACAGAUACGAACAGAAAACAUCAUGAGAGGUAAUCCGCUCCUCAAUCCACAGACUUCGGGAAGUUUUAAAGUUAAGCAGAGAUGGGAUGACGAUGUUGUAUUCAAGAACUGUGCAAAGGGAUUGGACGAUAAACCUGUCCAAAAGCAUUUCAUCAAUGACAUGCUUCGGUCGGAGUUUCACAAAAAAUUUAUGGAAAAAUACAUCAAGUAGCCGAACAUAAGUUGGACUGGUCUUGUUGAUAUUAGACUGCGUAGAGAUAAUUUGUAUCAAACACUUGUUCAUUGCGCAGUUAUCUGCUGUAACAGAUUAUAAGACCCAUAGACCGUGGUGUCUUCUGAAA
Molecule: messenger RNA, 825 nt
Organism: Corticium candelabrum
Lineage: Eukaryota; Metazoa; Porifera; Homoscleromorpha; Homosclerophorida; Plakinidae
Product: spliceosome-associated protein CWC15 homolog
Exons: 9
Coding region: 18-695 (225 amino acids)
Biological process (GO): mRNA cis splicing, via spliceosome
Cellular component (GO): catalytic step 2 spliceosome
Molecular function (GO): RNA binding
Source: RefSeq, a predicted model, not a curated record